GGAGGGAGAAGCCCGUUGUCCCAUGCUCUUUCUUACGGGCAUAGCUACAGUUAAGAGGAGUACGAAGGGCUUCUCGUUGCUGGCAUGUCCGCCCUGAGAGCUGUAGUCUGCCGGGCGCUUUGCAGCGUCUCCAAAGCCCUCCUGAGAAUGACCGUCCACAGCGGCCGCAGGAUGUCUGCCAGAGGCUGCGGCUCUCGCUCCGGCAUCAGCCCCCUGAGAUGGGACCUGAGCCCGGAGGACAUCCGGGCCGCCGCGGCCAGCCUGAUGGACCGCGUGAGGGCGGCCCACGAUGACGUGGGAGCUCUGGAUUUAGAGGACGUUUCCGUCGAAAACACCCUGAAGGCCUUGGCUCACGCCAAGCUGGAUUUUGCGUCGUCGCUCCAUGUUCUCGAUUUCCCGCAGUACGUUUGUUCUUCCAAAGAGGUUCGCACGGCGAGCACAGAGGCAGACAAGAGGCUGUCCGAGUUCGACGUGGAGAUAAGUAUGAGGGAAGAUGUGUUCAAGCGAGUCACCGCCUUGCAGAAAAAGGUCCAGGAAAACCUUCCACCUGAAGAAAAGCGAUUCUUAGACCGACUUGUUACAUUAGGCAAGCGGAAAGGACUGCACCUAUCUAAAGAUAUACAAGAGGAAAUAAAAAGAACCUCGAUGCUCAUAAGUGAACUCUCCAUAGAGUUCAACAAGAAUCUGAACGAGGACAACACGUUCCUUGUUUUUUCUGAGAAUGAAUUAGGCGGCCUGGCGGACAGCUAUCUCAGCGGACUGGACAAGACGGCAGAUGGGCGGUACAAAGUGACAUUGGAAUAUCCCCAUUACUUCCCCCUGAUGAAGAGGUGUCACAACCCGGAGACCAGGAGGAAGAUGGAAAGCGCUUUCCACAGCAGGUGUAAGGAGGUUAACACUGCAAUCCUUGAAGAGGUAAUACAACUGAAGGCGAAGGCCGCAGACCUACUUGGUUACAGUUGCCAUGCGGACUAUGUGCUGGAGAUCAACAUGGCCAAGAAUGCAAGCAGAGUGUCUGACUUUUUAGACACGUUCCACGAAACCCUGAAGCCCGUUGGGAUCAAGGAGAGGAAGUACAUCCUGGCCCUGAAGAAGCGGGAGUGCCUGAUGAAGGGCCGCCCGUUCGACGGGCAGAUCCACGCCUGGGACCUGCCCUACUACAUGAACCAAGUGGAGCGCUGCAAGUUCGCCGUGAACAAGGACAAACUGAUCGAGUAUUUCCCGCUGGACGUGGUGACGGAGGGACUGCUGGGAAUCUACCAGGAGCUGCUGGGCCUCACGUACGCCGAGGUGGAGCGCGCCCACGUGUGGCACGAAAACGUCAAGCUUUAUUCGGCCCGGGACACGGAGACGGGGGAGGAGAUCGGCCAGUUCUACCUGGACCUGCACCCGAGGGAAGGGAAGUUCGGCCACGCGGCCUGCUUCGGCCUGCGGCCCGGCUGCAGGGGGCCGGACGGGAAGCGCCGGCUGCCGGUGGCGGCCAUGGUGGCCAACUUCACGAAGCCCAGGAGAGGCUGCCCCUCGCUCCUCCAGCACCACGAAGUGGAGACCUACUUUCACGAGUUUGGCCACGUUAUGCACGAGCUCUGUUCCAAGACCACUUUCUCCGACUUCAGCGGAACCCUGGUGGAGACCGACUUCGUGGAGGUGCCCUCUCAGAUGCUCGAGAACUGGGUUUGGGAGAAGGAGCCUCUGAGGAGAAUGUCCCGCCACUACAAGGACGGCAGCGCCAUCCCGGACGAUCUGCUCGACAGACUGAUCGCGUCCAGAGUCGCCAACACCGGUCUGAUGAACCUGCGUCAGGUUGUCCUCGGCAAAGUGGACCAGUCGCUGCACGCCGGCCGGCGGGCGGACACGGCCGCGGUGUUUGCAAAGCACCACCUGGACAUCCUGGGCGUUCCCGCCACACCAGGUACCAACAUGACGGCCAGUUUCAGUCACUUGGUCGGAGGGUAUGACGCUCAGUACUACAGCUACCUGUGGAGUGAAGUCCACUCCAUGGACAUGUAUUUUAGUCGUUUCAAAAAGGAAGGCAUUAUGAAUCCAAAGGUGGGAAGGGAGUACAGACGGGUGAUUCUGGAGGCCGGGGGCUCUGUGGACGGCCUGGACAUGCUGAAAACCUUCCUCGGACGGGGCCCACGUCAGGAGGCCUUCUUUCAGUGCAAAGGACUGAUUAAGUCAGAGGAAAUAAAGGAGCUGUGA
Molecule: messenger RNA, 2202 nt
Organism: Pungitius pungitius (ninespine stickleback)
Lineage: Eukaryota; Metazoa; Chordata; Actinopteri; Perciformes; Gasterosteidae
Gene: nln
Product: neurolysin (metallopeptidase M3 family)
Exons: 13
Coding region: 85-2202 (705 amino acids)
Biological process (GO): proteolysis; peptide metabolic process
Cellular component (GO): mitochondrial intermembrane space
Molecular function (GO): metalloendopeptidase activity
Source: RefSeq, a predicted model, not a curated record